AUGGCCGCGGACCUGGAGACCUUCCUUCAAGAGGAGGUCGGGGCCAAUGCUGCCGAGGAGGAGGAGGACGAGUAUGCAGAUGUGGACUGGUGCGACCCAGAGGAGCUCGGCGAGGAAGCUCCGGACACACCCGCGGUAUCUUCGCCAGCAGCACCUGCUGCGGCAGCCACGGGAGCGUCUGAGACACCUCCCAGGAGCACCGGCGAAGCGAAGGCGAAAGAGCCGAAGCAGCCGAAAUCCUCGAAAGACUCCGAGGAGGCCAAGCGGCUCCGGCGGGAGGCCGUUCUUCAACACAGCGUUCUAUCCCUGUGCUGCGUCGCCCGCCUGGUGUGGCUGAACGGGAUGUGCAACCAGGAGCUCUUGCAGUCCUCUCUCCUUUCCCUUGCACCUGAGUGCUUCAAGGGCGGCGUGGGUGGCGCUCUGCAGCAUCUCAAGACACGUCUCCUCGCCCCAGCAGAUGCGAGCACGGGAAAAGACGCCGAGGUGCAGCCCAGCUUGGUGCGGCUGCUGAGAGCUUCGCAGGGCUUCUCUGCAGAUCUCAGCGCUGAGGAGUGGGUGCUCUUGCUGGUGGCUCGCUGCCGUGCUGAAGGCCGUCCUAGCCGCUUGGCCCUGCGCUGCCCCCUCCCGCCGGCCAAGUCCUGCUUGGGCCUUCUGAGAAAACCGGAAGAGGAGGCUGGCCAACUGCAGCUUUGGGCCGAAAUCUUCGAUCCGAAAGCGCAGCGCUGGCGGGGCCUCGUGCCGCAGGCCGACCGUCGCGCCCCUGGCGAGGCCCUCUGGGUGCUGGCGAUGGGCCCCCUAAACGACCUCUGGGACGUGACGCGGCGCUACGCGCGGUGGAGUGUGGCGAGCCAGGCGAGAGGAUCUCUGGCGAAGCCCUGGGAAGAGAUCCUACGAAGAUUUCGGUCGCCGGAGAAUCUCAAAGAGUUCCCAGGCCUGCAGGAGGCCAAUGCGUUUGAUGAAAAGCGGCUAGGAGAUCUGGCCUCCAAGGAGCCUCUUCCAAACUCCCGGGUGGGCUUCCGACACCACCGGCUGUAUGUGCUGAACUCGCAGCUGAAACAGAGCCAGAUUGUGCAGAAUACCAGCCCAGUCGGCUUGUUUCAGGGCAAGGAUCCCAUCUGGCGGAGGGAGGACGUGAAAGAGCUUCUGACAGCGAGCAAGUGGCGGCAGCAAGGACGCGUCAUUCGCACAGGGGAGCGGCCUACGAAGGUCCUUCGCUCCAACUCCCUCUUCUCCUCGCAGCUGUUCGGGCUUUGGCAAACGGAGGAGCACUCCGAGAGCUUUGAG
Symbiodinium sp. CCMP2456 is the source of this 1284-nucleotide messenger RNA. Lineage: Eukaryota; Dinophyceae; Suessiales; Symbiodiniaceae. The record is from the annotation of a GenBank genome assembly.